Molecule: messenger RNA, 1287 nt
Organism: Brassica napus (rape)
Lineage: Eukaryota; Viridiplantae; Streptophyta; Magnoliopsida; Brassicales; Brassicaceae
Product: polyadenylate-binding protein 8-like
Exons: 5
Coding region: 1-1287 (428 amino acids)
Cellular component (GO): ribonucleoprotein complex
Molecular function (GO): RNA binding
Source: RefSeq, a predicted model, not a curated record
AUGGCGGAAGCAGGGUAUACGUUGCUGUACGUCGGUGAUAUUGAGCCGACAGUGACAGAUUAUGUUCUGUUCGAUGCGUUUUCCCAGAAUCUUGAAGAGUCCAUCGGCCACAAAGCACUCUACGACACAUUUCGGAGUUUUGGAUCCAUUCUAAGAUUCAAAUUGGCUACUAAUAAUGACACUGGUCGUUCAAAAGGCUUUGGCUUUGUGCAGUAUGAAAACGAAGAAUCAGCUCUCAAAGCCAUUGGUUAUUUGAACGGAAUGCAUCUUAACGAUGAGAAAAUAUAUGUAGGACCUUUUCUUCAGAGAGAUUCUCCAUACGAUAAGGGGUUCUUCACUGAUAUUUACGUCAAGAAUUUCUCCAAGUCAUUGGCUGAUGAAGAGCUUGAGAAGAUUUUUGGAGAGUUUGGACCGACGACGAACUGUCUGAUCAUAAGGAAAGGUGAAGUUCGUCAAGGAAAGUCUAAAGGCUAUGGUUUUGUUAGUUUUGAAAAUCCAGAGGAUGCUGAGAAAGCUGUUGAGGCUUUAAACGGGAAGAAGUUUGAGGACAAGGAGUGGUUGGUCACGAAAUCGAAAAUGACGUAUAAGAAUGGAUAUAAUUUGAAGCGAGGUUUGAAAUAUUACAUCAACAUAUCUCAGGGUUUGAACUACUUGUGUGUUAAGAAGCUGCAUAAAAGUGUAACUGAUGAAAUUCUCAAAGACUAUUUCUCUCCCUAUGGAACUAUAAUAUCAUGCAAGGUCAUGCAAGACUCUAGUGGAGUGAGUAGAGGAUCAGGCAUUGUUGCGUUUUCGAAACCUGAGGAAGCUUCUAAAGCUAUGGAGGAAAUUGAUUGGAAAAUGAAGAUAAGGAAACAAGUUUACGUGGAUUUAGCUAUAUCACUUGCAAAUGCAACUCCCGAACAGCAGAGAACCAGGUUAGGUGAGAGUCUUUACCCUAUGGUGGAACAACUUGAGCCAGAGUCAGCAGCAAAGAUUACAGGAAUGCUUCUUGAAAUGGACCAAACCAAAGUUCUUCACUUGCUUGAAUCCUUCGUGGCUCUCGAAUCCAAAGUCGCAGAGGCAACUGCGAUCCUGAGGACUGUAAAAGAGCAGCAGCAACAACAACAUAGAGGUGGGUCUGAAUCUGCGAGUGGCUCAAAAUCCUCUCUAAGCCCUGACUCAAAACCCUCUCUAAGCACAAGUUUUAUAAGCCCAAAGCCCAAGUCACUAGCGCGUGUGAACAGUCGACUAUCGAUUGGCGAGAGGUCAGUCGUGUUGCUGACCAACAGAUUUGAUUCCUUCGAAUGA